CAAAAACUGUAUGUUAUGGGAAGGAAAAAAGUUGCCCUCUCCCACUACCUAUACUCAGAAAAACAAAUUCUAUGCUCACCGACCCCUCUCCUCUAUGACUCCUCACUAUAUCGGCCUAUUUCACACUCCAUAGCAUCAUUAACCCCCUCCAUUCUUCAGCUCCCUUUCAACAACUGAUGUCAUGUCGCAGAAUGCAGCAGAGCUCUGCGUCCUUUUGGUCAGAGAUAUCUACGGCGAGGUCUCUUCGCGGGUGGUGUCUGUUCUUCUCGAGUUGGGUCGACUUUCUGUUACUCAACUAGUUCGCCAACUCAAACUUCCAGAGAAGAUAGUCAAGCAAACCCUAGCGGUCCUCAUUCAGCAGCAUCUAGUCGUCCAUUUUGCCCAUCUCGAAACUGGGCAGGAGGUGGUGUAUUACGAGUGUGAAUGGACACAGGUUUAUGAGCUCCUCCGCGCUGGUAGGAUCAUUCGGGCUGUUGAAGAACGGUUCGGUAGCAAUGGCGCACUGAUUGUCAGCAACCUGCUUCAAUUGGGCCAUGCUCGCGUCAGUGAUUUCCUUGCUGCCUAUGGGACAUCUACCAAAAAGUCCAAAGCAACGGUGAAUGGCAAACCGAACGCACCGACGAUAGAAGAUGACUCAUCUAUCACUUCAGUAGAAAUCUUGAAAUCAGUCAUGGCGGACAUGAUGAAGGAACGGUUUCUGGUGCAGGUCCAGGAGCAUCACAUGCACAUUCAAACAGAUACCCGGAACACCUUGCGAGCACAAUUGACAUCUCAGUUGAGGAAGUCUCAUCUCUCCGAGAAUAAGUUGGGGAAGGAAGUAGACAGACAAAUGAAAAUUAAAGUGAAGGAACUAGCGGACGGCGAUACUUCACAACACGCCGGUAUGAAAAGAAAAGCUACUCCUACAUCAAAACCGAGGUCGAAAAAACGUCAAAAGGUUUCAAUCUAUGACUUGAUUGAGCAAGAAGAAGAGGAAUGGGAAAUCAAUGAAAACAUUGUUCUUCGAAUAAAUCACGAAAAGUUCUUAGUUCUGUUCCGAAAUGCCGAACUAGUUUCUUUGGCUGAAAGUCGACACGGAAAGGUCAGCUCUCAGGUGUACGCCGAGCUUCUAAAACGGCUCGAAGAGAAAUACCUUCGAUGCCAUGAGCCAUAUCCCGGUGGCGAUGAAGAGGACGAUACUAAAAAAGGAAUCAAGCUAAGUGUUCUUGAGUUAUCAAAAACGUUUAGCAAAGAUAUCGACUUGGAAAAUUCGAUUGUAACUGCCCCCCGGCUACCCAAAAAGAAAACGAGGAAACGAGGCUACUCGGAUGAUGAGGAUGAAGACAAGCCCUGCCCCAAUGGCUACGGGAAAAGGGUCAAUGGGAAGGGCAAACGUCGACAAAGUAGUAGUGAGGAUGACGACGAUGAUGAUAUUUCAGACACAGAGGAACUUUACGACGAUGACGAGGAGGGAAUUGACGCCGAGAAUCGAAAAAAAAAAAUUCGCAUGGAAUUACUAAAGCAGCACAUGCAACUUCUCGCAGAAGACUCUUGGAAGUUUGUCCGAUUAGAAAGUAACCGCGGUUUGGGUGAAUGGAGCAUCAAUUACAAGGAGUUGGGUAAGCUCAUGAGGCAUAUCGAACUGGAGAAAGUGGUAGAAGAGACAUUUGGGGAAAUGGGCUUGAGAUUGCUCCGAAUCAUCAAGGAUAAAGGGAAAUUAGAGGAGAAACAGAUUGCUAGUAUCGCACUCCUCAAGCAAAAAGAAAUCCGCUCAAUCCUCACAGGGCUUCAAGAAAGCGGCUACCUCCACCUCCAGGAAGUUCCCAAAACAAGCAUCCCCCAGAUAUCACGGACAUACUUCCUCUGGUUCCAUGAUCCAGACCGCGCGAUCCAAUCUCUUGUCACAGACACUUACAAGGCCAUGUCGAGAGCCAUCCAGCGCACAAACGUCGAACGAGCCAAGCGCGCUUCACUGCUGGAGAAAUGGGAACGUUCUGAUGUGCAGGCGAACGUGGAGGAAUACCUUACCACGUCGGAGAAGCGCGAAUUAGAGAUUUGGUUAUCGAGGGAGGAGAAGCUCCUGGGUCAAUUGAUGAGACUGGAUAGAACGAUGAUGAUAUUGAGAGACUUUUAGAUAUGAAAGAUUCCUUUUAUUAUAAUUUCAAUGGCGUUUGUGAGGAAGAGAAAAAUCUGACUGACACGAGGAAGAGCGAGACAUCGUUAUGGGAGGGUAGGAGCAGUCGAGAAGGGGGGGGGUGGCUAAUAGUGUCACUGUAUUAUAUCGCACAGCUAUGCUAUUGUACUGCGUCCAAAUAAUACCAGUAAUCAUUCACCAAAUAAAA
This is a messenger RNA of Tuber melanosporum (Perigord truffle), 2321 nucleotides long. RefSeq lists its product as uncharacterized. The transcript has 7 exons. Lineage: Eukaryota; Fungi; Ascomycota; Pezizomycetes; Pezizales; Tuberaceae. The coding region runs from base 182 to 2113 and encodes 643 amino acids. Gene Ontology annotation, cellular component: RNA polymerase III complex. Gene Ontology annotation, molecular function: single-stranded DNA binding. Gene Ontology annotation, biological process: DNA-templated transcription. The record is from RefSeq and is a predicted model, not a curated record.